Messenger RNA from Didymodactylos carnosus, 5018 nucleotides. Lineage: Eukaryota; Metazoa; Rotifera; Eurotatoria; Philodinida; Philodinidae. The record is from the annotation of a GenBank genome assembly.
AUGGCUAAGGUGCAAAAGUUACUGUCAAUAUAUAAAAAUAAAUUUAAACAACUCAAAGAUGCCUACGAUGAGUUAGAUCGGGAAAAAGAACACAUCAAGACUGUUCUUCAACAACAACAAGAUCAAUCUAUAAAACGAUUGAGCGAACUUCGUGAACAAAUUAAAUUAGACAGACAAACAAAAGAACAUUUAGAACUACUUCAUCAAAAAGAGUUAAGAUCUAAAGACGUGAGAAUCGAUGAACUAAAUGCUAAACUUACGACGAACCAGAAUGAUUUGAUUGAUUUAUCACACAAAGCUGAUCAAGAUGAGAUAAAAAAUCUGAAAGAAAAAAAUAUUAAACUUGAAGGCUUAUUAUCACGUUGUAAAGAUGCCAUCAAAACUUCUCAAGCAAAACAAGAUGAGCUCGUUAAAAUUCAAGAGGAUUUAAAUCAACGUUUAAUAGAAAAAGAAUCGAUAAUUGAUUCAAUGAUGAGAGAGAAAAAUCCUGGUUCAACAAAUGGAAAUAGUAAACAUUUUGAAUCUGAAAACGCCGUUUUAUUAAAAGACAAAGAACAUUUACUUGAACAACUUGAAUCCGCACGCUUUUCUGUACAACAACUUGAAAGUGAGCUAGAAAAGACAAAACAAAAACAGAUAACAGAUGAAGAACAAAAACAAAAGCGUAAUGACGAUAUUAUUACGAUAGACGAGAGAGAGGAUGAUUUAGCGAAGAGAUCAGUCGAAAGCGCUCAUUUACAAAUGUUAUCAGAUGGAACUGAGAGAGAAAGUGAUUUAUUGAAACAAAAGCUUGAAGAACUAGAAGAGCAAAAAUAUCAAAACAUACAAUUGAAAAUGUCUGUCGACGAACAUAUUCAACAAAUAAACGUUUUAACAACAACCAUUGAAACACUAAAAACUGAUUUGGAUGAGCGACAACAAGAAAUCAACGAUCAGAAAUCAUUGAUUCAAACACUAAACGGCACAAUCAACGAUUUUCAAGUCAAGUACGAUGAGUUGACAAAGAAUAUUGAACAAGAUGCGAAAGAUAGAGAAGAGCAAGAUCAUUUGCGAGAGAAAGUCAAUCUCGAGCAUCAACAAAACAUUGAUAGUGUGAAAUUAGAGUUCCAGAAGAAGCUUGAUGAACAACAGGCAUUUCAAAGUGGAAAUGUCGACAAGCUUAAACAAGAAUAUGAUACAUUAAUCAAACAAAAAGACGAAGAGAUCCAGUCAUUUACUCAACGGUUAUCAUCUGAACAAACUCGUUGUAUGUCACUAGAAGAGACAAUUGAGAAUGUGAAGAAAGAGUAUUCAUUGAGUGAGAGUGAUUUGAAGACAAAGAUUGCUAAUCAACAAGCAGAUAUCGAUCGAUUAGUGGAAGAGAGAAUGAGAUUAACUGAUGAAAUAUCCUCAAUCAAAAAUGUUUUGUCAAAUAUUGAUCUAGAUAGUUCGAAGAGUGAUAGUAUCACUGAAAAUAUUCAAUGUUUAUCCAAUGAAAUAAUUCGGUUACGAGUUCAAAGUGAUAAUUGUAGGCAUGAAUUACAUUCAUUUUUCGACAAUGACACUGAAUAUGGUGAAAUUUCAAAGAUGAUUGUACAAAUGAAAGAUUCUUAUUUUAAAAUGGAAGAAAAGUCUUUAAAAUAUGAACAUGAGAUUGAUGAACUACAAAAAUCUGUUGAUAGAUGGAAACAAAUAAAUGAAGAUGAGGAGACUAAUGAACUAAAGAAACUUCAGGAAGAAAUUGAUUUGUUGAAGAAUGAAAAAAAGGAAAAACAAGUCUCUCUUGAUGAGCUGAAAUUGAAUGUUCUUCAAAAAGAAAGCGAUAUUAGUCAAUUAUCAGAAAAAUGUGAACAACAGGAAGUAACAAUAGAUAAUUUGAAGAAAAAUGUGAAGCACUAUGAGAUCAGAAGUACCGAAGAAGAAAUUGUUGUAAGAAUGAAUUAUAAAAAAGAUAUCGAAAAAUUAGAAAAUGAAAUUGAUACAUUGAAAGAGACAUCGAAUAAUGAACAAAAGCGAUACAUCGAACUAGCGAAUCAAACCGACACAAUGAAAAACGAAUACGAAAAUAAAAUUAAUCAGUUAACAACUGAACUUAAAGAGCAGAUGGAAAAAAUUCAAAAACUAGAUGAAAUAACAAAUUUACAAAUAUCAUUAGAUAAUGUCAGCAAAGAACGAGAUGCAAUUAGACAAAAAUAUGAUGAAUUGAAACAAACAACGUUAGUCAAGCAACAAGAAUAUGAACAGCAAGACAUUCAUACAAAAACGUCUUCUGAUGACCUUAUUCAACAAAUAAACGUUUUAACAACAACCAUUAAAACACUAAAAACUGAUUUGGAUGAGCGACAACAAGAAAUCAACGAUCAGAAAUCAUUGAUUCAAACACUAAACGGCACAAUCAACGAUUUUCAAGUCAAGUACGAUGAGUUGACAAAGAAUAUUGAACAAGAUGCGAAAGAUAGAGAAGAGCAAGAUCAUUUGCGAGAGAAAGUCAAUCUCGAGCAUCAACAAAACAUUGAUAGUGUGAAAUUAGAGUUCCAGAAGAAGCUUGAUGAACAACAGGCAUUUCAAAGUGGAAAUGUCGACAAGCUUAAACAAGAAUAUGAUACAUUAAUCAAACAAAAAGACGAAGAGAUCCAGUCAUUUACUCAACGGUUAUCAUCUGAACAAACUCGUUGUAUGUCACUAGAAGAGACAAUUGAGAAUGUGAAGAAAGAGUAUUCAUUGAGUGAGAGUGAUUUGAAGACAAAGAUUGCUAAUCAACAAGCAGAUAUCGAUGGAUUAGUGGAAGAGAAACAACGUCUAACCGAUUGGUCAUUGACGUUAAAAGACACUCUAUUGAACAGUGGUGUCCGUUUCGAAAAGAGUGAUGAUGAAAUUGGGAACUAUCUAGCUGAAUUGAUUAAUCAAUAUCAGAAACUGACAAGGGAACAAGAGUCAAAUGAACAACUGAUGCUUGAUUCUAAUAAGGAAAUUAAAAUGUUAAAAGAAAAACAAAGUUAUAAUGAGGAAGAAAUUAGUUUGUUGAAGAGUCAAUUGGAAAUAAAUUUAACGAAUAAAAAUAAUGAAAUUGAAUUAUCAAAGAAUCAAGAAAAACAAUAUAAACUACAAAUGGAUGAAUUAAAAGUUCAAUUAAAUAUGAGUUUAGAAGAAGCUGAGAGAUAUCAAGCAGCAGUGGAAACAUUGGAGAAUAAACGCAAUGCGAAACAGAAAAAAAUUCAAGAACUAACAGAACAUCUUAAAACAUAUUCAAAUGAAGUUAAUAGACUACAACUAAAUUUAGAGGAGAAAAAUAAAGAAAUUGAACAAUUGAGACAAGAUCUCCAAAAUAAAUCAGAUCAAAUGCAUGAACUAAAGGACGAAAUUGAUACGCUAAAACGUCAACAAAUAAUGUUGAAUGAUGAUAAUAUUGAAAAAGAGAGACUCUUGUUAGUGCAUAAACAAACAGCUGAUGAACUAACGAAAAAAGCCAAUGACAUUCAACAGUAUGAUAGUAUUAUGAAUAAUUUGAGAGAAGAACAAAUCAAAUUACGAGAUGAAAAUGAACAGGCCACAACACGAAUUGAACAAUUAUCUAUGGAAUUGGAAACGGUAAUAAAAAAGAACAAAGAUUUUAAAGAUGUUCAAAUGCAGAAAAAUUUGUUAGAAAAUCAAAUUGAACAGUUAAGAACAGACAAUAAACAAUUAUUUGAAGAACAUGAAGCGUUACAACAAAAAUUAAAUACAACAUUAAUAGAUAAAGCAGAAAUGGAAAAUGAAUUGGAUAAAAUACGAGUUCAGUUGCAAAAAACAGAAACCGUAUUGAAUAUAAAACGAAAAGAAGACGAAAUAAAGCUAAAACAAACAUUAGAAUUGAGUGAACAAAAUGUUAAACAUUUACAACACGAAUUGAAAACAUAUCGUUUUGAACUUGAUACAAAAUCAAAACAAAUGGAGGAAUAUCGUAAUGAAAUUAGCAUAUUGAAAACAAACAAUGAACAACGUGAAAGUAGAAUAAAUGUCUUAAAAAAUCAACAGAUUGAAUUAGAACAUAAUGAUAAUGAAAAAGAACGUCAAAUAAUUGAAAAAGAUGAAAAAAUAUCUGAAUUGGAAAUAGCAUUACAACAACAACAGGAAAGUACAACAAAAUUAAGAAAAGCUUUACAUAAAAUGAAAGAAUCUAUGACAAACAAUGAACAAACGCAAUCGAAAGAGAUUGAAAGGUGUUUAAAAAAAUUAUCGAUUGAAUACGAAGAAAAAUUAGCUGAACAAGAACGAGAUUAUAACGUGAGAUUAAAAACGGCAACGAAAGAAAUGACUAUUCAAAUAGAGGAGAACGAGCAACUAUACAAUAAACAACUAAAUGAACUUAUUGAGAAAAAUUAUCAAGACGAGAACAGUUUAAAACAAGAUAAUGAAAAACGAGUAAAUGAUGCCGAUCAACGAACAUUGAUUGUCCAACAAGAAGUUCAAAAAUUACGUGAUAAAUUACAAGAACGAGAAUUAGAGUAUCAUAAUACUUUGGCUGACCUUAAAUUGAAAAUCACUGAAUUGACACAAAAACAAGAAGAAAUGAUUCUUACUGCCACCGGCUCCAAAUUCAUCGAAAAUAGUGAUGAACAUCGAACAAAUAUAAAUUCAUUAAACAAUACUGAAAAAUCAUUUGAUGAUCAAACAACGACGAAUAAAGAUGAUUCUCACAGCAUACAUGUUUUAGCAUCAACUCAACUUGAUCAAAAUUCUGUUUCAUCUAAGUUGUCUUCCAAUAUGAAAAAUAUAUUAAAUUCUGACUGGCCAGGUGAAGGAUCAUUGAACAAAACAAAACUUCAAUAUAUUAUUCAUCUCGUUCUUUUAGAUGCUACAACAAGUCCCGUACGUUAUGGAUUAAAUGACAAUCUUCAUUCAUUCAUGUUUGAAGCAACAGAAGUCGAUUAUCUCAAACAAAUAGUUUUGGCUUAUAUGACCGGAACAGAGCCAAUCGUAAGUUUUCUUCUUGUUUCAUGAUGAUGUAUAUUGUAACUGAUGGUAGCUUCCGAUUAUUUAAAAAUUUACUUUCAUCGUAU